UGCGAGCCGACCACGUGACUCACGUGACUGCUAGCCGCCAAUCAGAAAGCUUAACCCGGCGUCGUGCUAAGCCAGGACUUUAUCGCUCUCGCCGCUAGGUGUGCCACCUUGUUCUUGUUGACACGGUCAACUCGCCGCUGUUUAGACAACAUGUUGACUCAAAUUGUGUGAAUUUUUGCAUUUCUUCCUUCUAAUUGAAAUGACCGACGGAAAGAUACGCGAUGCAAGUUCCGCUUGACUGCUGCGAUUUCUCAGCGACGUCGGCAAGCAUGCUGGAGGCGCUGGUCAGGUUCCUCAGCGAGGACGUCGACUUCAAAGCCGUCGUGUGUCUGGUCCUGGCCGGCGUCAGUCUCGUAAUAUCCACCGGCUUUCGACUUUACACCAAAAUAAGACCGAGAUUUCCUAUUAAGGUCAACUGCUGGUUCUGCAACUUGGACAGCAAAACGCACUUCAACAACCGAAACUCGUGGACGUGCCCAAAGUGUGAUCAAUACAACGGGUUUACACAGUCUGGAGAUUACAACAAGCCAAUGCCAGAGCAGAGCUUUGAGCAUUUAAAUCGGACUGUCCAGUCUGUCAAAUGGGAGACGUACAACCCAAGUCACAAUGGAUUAUGUAGAAAGUGCAACAUAAACCAAGAGCUGAAGGUGCAGCAGCUUGCAUCGUUUGUCCCCAUCAUCAAAGCUAACUUUGACGAAGAAAUUGAACUCUACAGGCAAAGGCUAGAAAGAGCUUAUCGUCUGUGUCCAGAAUGUGAUGUAAAACUGAACUAUAAGUUGAAUUCAGUCAAGCAGUGGAUUAAAAGUUUAUAUCCUGCAAAGCCUGCUGAGAUUGCUGAACAAGUCGUCUGGAAAACGAAUUUCCUUCCGAAGGCGUGUGUUUGCUUGCGCCUUUUAUCAACGGUGGCUGCAAUUGCACUCCUUGUUAGCUCAUUUGGUCUUGCUGUCGCUGAAGUGGACAAAAACAUAAAAUGGGCCGUGCCAUCUUUAGUGAAAUCUGGCAUGACGUUGACCCUGCCUCAGAAUGUUCUCAAUUUUGCACUAAUUUUGUUGACUGCGGUUCUCUCUGAAACUAAUUGGCUUCCUACGAAUGAACUCAUGUCAGCAAUGCUGUGGUUCUUGUCUGCCCUGAUCAACUUGGCUUUAAGCAGGAACUUCCUAAAAGAGUUUGAAAGCUACACUACUAUUUCUUAUAUAUUUUUCUCUGCUACUGCAAGUUUGGUGACAAUUCUUUCUCAUGUACUGCAUUUGACGAGGCAUUGGAAAGUUAGCCCUGCCAAAGUGAAAACGGACCCAGAACCUGUAAUGCGUCAUGAAUGUAAAAAUGAACCUGUGAAAAAUGCUGAGAGUGUCUCUGGAGCUGAUUUGAAAUUGAGCUCAAUGGAGAAAAAAGGAAAAGAUAUACCCGAGUCUCCAGUGAAACCCGUGCAAUCAAGCUUGAACCAGUUGUCGUUGGGUCCUUCUCCUCCAAAGUCGCCAUCGCCUUCCAUCUUUGAACCCAGAGUCUACCAAUGCAACCCAACAACAAGUCUCUUCAAUCCAAUGGAGGGUAGUGAAAUCCGCAGACGCAAGCCUAUUGUGCACCCACCUAAGUUCAACCCUUGGAACAACAGUUACUGGGGUUCCGUACCAAUUCCCCUUUCCCGCUCCUCCAGUCAAAGUUCGGGCUUUGCCUCUCAGAAUGGCACCAAUUACUCGAGCCUGCCCAACUCUCGCAAUGGCUCCGUGUGUGGCGACGCUGACCGCUUUUCCGUCCUCUCCGAACCCAUCUACCCGAGCGCCUCCUUCAAGCCCUUCAACCCUCAACCGUACUAUGUGCCUUGUGUGCCCCAGUUCUAUUUGCCAACAACUCCGCCACAACCCGUCCACUCUCCAGCGUCCCUCAACAGCACGCUCAGCAGCUCGAUGGACUCUUCAACAAACGAGACUGUAGCGUCUGCAGUGGCUGCCGACAAGUCCAUUUUCUCUUUGAUGAGGGAGAACUUUGGCCUGGCAAGUGUGUUCCUCUGCAGUAUUGUGUUCAACGCCGUGGUCAUUGCUUUGGCCGUGGCAAACGCGCUCAGCACACCAGCGCAUUGACUUUAUUUGACUGACUAAAUUGUCUCUAACAAGACGAAAUUGUGAAAUUAUACCAGAUUAAUGCUGGGUUAAUUGAUUGUUUUUGUUUGCUGUGAAUACGCCGAUUUGAACAUAUGGAUAGCAAAGAAGAUUUUCUUACAAAUAAAGCAGAAAGUGUAAAGGCGGAUGAUAAAAAAGGAAUUAAUUUA
This is a messenger RNA of Neocloeon triangulifer, 2266 nucleotides long. Its product is annotated as transmembrane protein 201 homolog. The transcript has 8 exons. The record is from RefSeq and is a predicted model, not a curated record. The coding region runs from base 222 to 2078 and encodes 618 amino acids. NCBI's taxonomy places the organism in Eukaryota, Metazoa, Arthropoda, Insecta, Ephemeroptera, Baetidae. Gene Ontology annotation, molecular function: lamin binding; actin filament binding. Gene Ontology annotation, cellular component: nuclear membrane. Gene Ontology annotation, biological process: nuclear migration along microtubule.